This is a messenger RNA of Sycon ciliatum, 1806 nucleotides long. Its product is annotated as beta-centractin-like. The transcript is spliced from 17 exons. Lineage: Eukaryota; Metazoa; Porifera; Calcarea; Leucosolenida; Sycettidae. The record is from RefSeq and is a predicted model, not a curated record. The coding region runs from base 68 to 1198 and encodes 376 amino acids.
AAAUGGUUGUGAAUUUUUCAAUAUUGAUUGUGAAUGUUGAAGUAAGGGCGAUUUCGAAAACGAAGGGAUGGAUUCCUUGAUCGCCAACCAGCCUGUCGUGAUUGACAAUGGCUCUGGAAUCAUCAAAGCUGGUUUUGCAGGUGAUCAAGUGCCAAAGUGCAAUUUUCCGAACUUUAUUGGAGGCCCCAAACAUGUCCGCGUCAUGGCAGGUGCUCUCGAGGGCAAUGUAUUCAUCGGACCAAAAGCUGAGGAACAUCGUGGUCUCCUGAAUCUUAGAUAUCCCAUUGAGCAUGGCAUUGUCACCAACUGGAACGACAUGGAGCAAGUUUGGCAGUACAUAUUCUCAAAGCCUCAGUUGGACACGUUUGCAGAGGAGCAUCCGAUUCUGCUGACAGAGGCACCGUUGAACCCUCGCCGCAACCGUGAAAAGUCAGCAGAGAUCUUCUUUGAAACGUUUAACGUACCGGCAUUGUUUGUCAGCAUGCAAGCAGUGCUCAGCCUGUAUGCUACGGGUCGUACAACGGGUGUUGUGCUAGACUCCGGGGAUGGUGUAACACAUGCAGUGCCAAUCUACGAGGGAUUUGCCAUGCCGCACUCAAUCAUGCGUGUCGAUGUGGCCGGAAGAGAUGUAACUCGCUACCUCAAGUUUCUGCUGCGGAGAGAAGGGUACAACUUCCGCACAUCAGCCGAGUUUCAGAUUGUGCGGCAAAUCAAAGAGCGAUCGUGUUAUAUUGCACCUAAUCCUUUGAAAGAGGAGUCUAUGGCUAUCGAUGCCGAGAAAAGCAGCUUCUUACUACCGGACGGCAGCCGUAUUGAUCUUGGACACGCCCGGUUCCGAGCAGCAGAGGUGCUUUUCAAGCCAGACCUGAUCGGUGAAGAAUGUGAAGGACUUCAUCAGGUUUUGAACUACUCCAUCAUGCGAUCAGACAUGGAUUUGCGCAAGACUCUUUACCUGAACAUCGUACUGUCUGGUGGAUCAACGCUCUUUGACGGCUUUGGUGCACGUCUUCUGACCGAAGUGAAGAAGCUUGCUCCACGUGACAUCAAGAUUAGGAUAUCCGCACCUCCAGAGCGUCUCUACUCGACCUGGAUUGGUGGUUCUAUCCUGGCAUCACUUGAUGCCUUCAAGAGAAUGUGGCUAUCGAAGAAGACGUACGAUGAAGAAGGACCCAACGCCAUUCACAAAAAGAUGUUCUGAGCUGCGUGUCGUUUGCACCGUUUGCAUUGUCUCACUGUCACCUGUCCAUGUACAUAUUAUAGUCUACCCGCACCCCUUUCAUGCCAAACUGCUGACUGCUGCUACCCUGCUGUGCUGAUGCUGCUAUCUGCUCUCCCCUCUAUUUCGUUGCUUAUUAUUGCUGUGUCCGCGUUGCAGUCAUCUUUGUUUUACCUUUCCUACCGUAUCACCGCUUUGUUGCCUCAUGAAAGUAACAUAUUUUCAUAUUUUAAAAUUCUCUUCACAGUACAGAGGCACAUGCACAGGUGUGCCUUCAGUCUCUUGUAUGUAAGCUUUUCAUGAAACAGACUCCUCGCUGUAUUUAGCAAACUAUGCGCAGAUGUUGAAAUAAUUCCUACCGUUGCUCACUCUCCCCCGGCCACUCCAUUAGAGAACUGCCUGCAUUUGUAGACGGUGCGGUCUCGUUUUUUCGUUUGGUGACCUUAGCGCGACUUUAGCACUUGUACAAAUCAUGACUAUUUCAUUCUCAACAUUUACCUUCCUGCAUUUCCUCACUUUUGUAGAUCUGAUAUGUAUGGCGAUGUGUUUCAUUGAAUACGAUUAUGUCUGUUUUUGCUACUCUGAGCAAA